Messenger RNA from Diutina rugosa, 546 nucleotides. RefSeq lists its product as uncharacterized. The record is from RefSeq and is a predicted model, not a curated record. NCBI's taxonomy places the organism in Eukaryota, Fungi, Ascomycota, Pichiomycetes, Serinales, Debaryomycetaceae. The transcript has a single exon. The coding region runs from base 1 to 546 and encodes 181 amino acids.
AUGUCCUACCCAAGGCGACAGUUGCAGACGACACCGUUUGCCAAUCAGGUUGAGUCUAUUGAUCGUGCUGUGAACGCCGCCAAAGGUAACGGCGUCUACUCAACCUACUCAACAACAAACUACCGUCAAGGAGGUACACAUCACAAAUACGCAGUGGCGGCAGUGGCGGCAGCAGCGGCAAUUCACCAUCAGCAGCAGUCUUACCCCUACCCUCAGCCUCGCAAAACAUACGCAUACCUGCCUCAAGAACUGCCCCAGCAAUACAUACUGCCGCUUUCAGUACAAACUCCCACUUUGUUGUCACAGUCACAACUUGGUUUUGAGCUGGCUCUGCCGCCAUCCAUGUUUUUGCUGGAAUCGCCCCUUAAGUCGAUCUCGCUGGAGUCAUCUACAAGCCCUCCCAAGUCUGGUAGGUUUGCUCCCUCUCAACUGGCGUUUCCAAAAGCUGGUUGCACCAACUCGCAGGCACUGAAUCCUUGGGGACCGUUGGUCACCACCUCGACUACAAAAACGGGAUCAAUUUGGGGUUCUGGGCUGAUGUGGUGA